UCUAACCCUAUUUUCCCUUUCCCCUCUUUUCCCCGAGCCAGAUCCACGAAGCUCCAUUUUCGAAUUUCGAAAAGCGAAGAGGAACGACGCUAGAUUGUUUGUACUUUUUCUUCUUCUUCGAUCUCUUCGAUUCGAUUUCGUACUGGUUUCGAAUUCGAAUCGGGAGCUCGUGAACGAACGAUGGGCGAUUUCAAUCUCGCUCUUGUAAUUGUAGCUAUUGUCGUCUGUGUGAUCGUAUUCAUCUUCAAUGUUUACCUUUUGGUUAAUUACCAACAUCCUGAUGACAAAAAUCAGGCGUAUUUUCCUAAAUUUGUCGUUGUUUUCGGUUUGUCUGUUGCGUUGAUCUCCAUUCUGAUGUUACCAGCCGACGUCGCUAACCGGCAGGCUUGUAAGCAUGCUUUGUAUAAUGGCGCUUGUAAUCUCACAUUGCCGAUGAAGGAUCUAUGGCUCGCUAUCUAUAUUGCCGAUGCGGUGCUUGUCUUCUUCGUUAUUCCUUUUGCCAUGUUCUAUUAUGAAGGAGACCAGGACAAGAGCAUGGGCAAACGGAUCAAGAGCGCUUUGAUAUGGGUCGUGGUAAUGGCCAUUGUCUGUGGUCUUCUGUUGGGAAUUUUAUACGGGCUCGUUGGAGAAGUUGACUUCACAGUUAUGCAUCUCUCUUCAAACACGGCUUCUUUUCCGACUUCGUGGGAGUUCUCUAGCAGCCAACCGUGCAUUGGAAAUGGUGCCCGCCAGUGUUCAGCAUUCACAACAAAUGCUUCAUCAGAGAAAACAUGGACGAUGCGCACUACUUUUCCGGAAUAUGUCGUUGCUCUUGCCACUAUUGUUGGAUCCGUACUCUUCUCUAUAUUUGGAGGUGUUGGUAUUGCCUGUCUGCCAUUGGGCCUUAUUUUCUCAUUUGUUAGGCGUCCAAAGGCUGUCAUCACUCGCUCACAAUACAUCAAGGAAGCAACAGAACUAGGAAAAAAGGCCAGAGAACUGAAGAAAGCCGCUGAUGGACUCCACCAGGAAGAAAGAAGUGGUUCCAAGGGUAGAAAAUGGCGAAAGAAUGUGAAGGCUGUAGAGAAGGAGUUGCUUCAAUUGGAAGAAGAUGUAAAGCUUUUAGAAGAGAUGUACCCGCAAGGAGAAAAGGCGGAGACUGCAUGGGCAUUGACUGUUCUUGGCUACUUGGCAAAACUUGUGUUGGGAGUUUUGGGGUUGAUUGUUUCAGUGGCGUGGGUUGUGCAUAUUGUUAUAUAUCUGCUAAUUGAUCCCCCAUUGUCUCCUUUUCUGAAUGAAGUUUUUAUCAAGCUUGAUGAUGUUUGGGGACUUCUUGGAACUGCAGCAUUUGCAUUCUUCUGCUUCUACCUUCUUCUAGCAGUGAUUGCUGGAGCCAUGAUGCUUGGCCUGAGACUAGUUUUUAUCACAAUUCAUCCGAUGAAGUGGGGAGCCACGCUGAUGAACUCUUUCCUGUUUAAUGUGGGGCUUAUCCUCCUCUGCUCUAUCAGUGUGAUUCAGUUUUGUUCCACGGCAUUUGCAUACUAUGCACGAGCAACUGCGGCACAAGAAAUCUUUGGACACACAUUGCAGUCUCUUCGCGGUAUCAAGUAUUUGUACAAGUAUAAUGUGUUUCAAAUUGCAUUCAUUGCGUUAGCGGGUCUGACUUUCGUGUAUUAUGCUGCCUUUGGAUGGAGAAGAAAGAAGCCUUCUGGCAGGUUCCAGCUUUCCUCGUAAUUGUAUGUCAUGACUCGAAAAAUCAAAAGACUGACGAGGCCAACAAAUUCUCUCUUGUUCAUCAUCCAUUUUAGAUUAAUUUGAUUUGAAGGUCGUGUUUGGCAGAGUUUUUCGUUGUUGAAUCUUGUGAAGCUGGCAGAAAACAUCCAGAGUUGAGUGACUUCAAUAUACAAAUGACAUAGUGAGUGCCGCUGCUUCUUGACUGUUUGUACUUCAAAAGGCUUUUGUAUGUAUUAUUUCUUUGAUUUGUGUUAUACAUUGGCUUAGGCAUGUAAAAUUGAAGGAUGGUUUGGUUGGUUCUUUGCACACUGGAAUAUGGUUUUUAGGAAAUGCCUUUCUUUGUAAUAUAGCCAAUUGAGGAUGCAUAGUUGUAUCGCUUCUUCACUUCAUAUUUAUGCCUUUAUUUUUUCUUU
Messenger RNA from Benincasa hispida (wax gourd), 2123 nucleotides. Its product is annotated as LIMR family protein At3g08930. NCBI's taxonomy places the organism in Eukaryota, Viridiplantae, Streptophyta, Magnoliopsida, Cucurbitales, Cucurbitaceae. The record is from RefSeq and is a predicted model, not a curated record.